Molecule: messenger RNA, 1949 nt
Organism: Culicoides brevitarsis
Lineage: Eukaryota; Metazoa; Arthropoda; Insecta; Diptera; Ceratopogonidae
Product: carcinine transporter-like
Exons: 9
Coding region: 158-1891 (577 amino acids)
Biological process (GO): transmembrane transport
Cellular component (GO): membrane
Molecular function (GO): transmembrane transporter activity
Source: RefSeq, a predicted model, not a curated record
UGAAAACACUUUCGGUCUUAUCUCUCUUUCUGAAAUAAUUUCUCCCUUAUUUGUAUUGGUUCAACAAAUUAAUCAUCAAAUAGAAAUAGAAUAAUUGGAAAUAUUCCAAAAUAAAAUAUUUAAAUUGUGACGGAGAACAAAAAAAAAUUAAGUAAAAAUGAAAGAAAGUGUGGUUUUUGAUCAAAUAAUGGAAAUGGUUGGAAAUGAUGGGAAAUUUCAAAUAAGAUUUAAUUUUUUGUUCAAUUUUUCCAUCUGUAUGUUCGUGUCAAUGGCUUUCAUGAACAUCAUGUUGGUGCUUAACGAACCAGAUCAUUGGUGUCACGUGCCUGGAAGGGAAAAUACGAAUUACAGCAUCGAAGAGUGGCGUGAUCGAGUGUUACCGCUCGAAGAAGAUAAUAAGGGGAUUUUGGCGUUCAGUCGAUGUAAAAUGUACAACAUAUCAGCAUCACAGUUACUUGAGUGGGAUUCAAAGCAGCAAAAUCUCAGUACGGAACACGAAAUCAGUUGUGUUAACGGAUACGAGUAUGACAAAACGUGGUAUGAAGAGACUGUUGUCUCGAAAGAGAAUUGGAUUUGCGAUAGAACGUUGUAUGUGACGAAUGCCUUAUCAUUCAAUCGCUUUGGAGAAGUUGUUGGCACUUUUAUUUUUGGUCAAAUGGGAGAUCGACUUGGGCGACGUCCCGUAUUCUUCGCUGGCAUAGCAAUUACAAUUUUAGGACGUAUCGCGUGUUUACUUACCUCCGGGAUUUAUUGGCUUUUCGCUCUUUCAUCAACUUUUGGAAUGUUAACGGCUUUAACGCUUUUCCAAUCGCCCAUGGUAAUUGCUAUGGAGAUCUGUAAAGGCGAGAGACGAGCUCAUAUCGCGAUGUUACAAUGUUGGGGAUGGACUAUGGGAAUGAUUUUAAUGCCUAUCAUUUUCUGGUUCGUACGUGAUUGGACUCCGUUUUUGAUUGUAACUACAUUACCUUUGCUCGUUGGAUAUUUGUUUCCCAAAUACAUGAUUGAAUCUCCGCGAUGGCUUGCGAACAAAGGAAUGUACAAACGAUGCGCUCAACAACUACAAAAGAUUGCCGACGUAAAUGGCGCGAAAGUUGAAAUCACGGAGAAACUCGUGAAGGAAAUGUUCAAAGAGCAUGAAGUUGAAACGGUUUUCGGCAUGGCGUCGCUUUUCACGAAUUGGAGAUUAGCUAAAAAUACCUCUUUAAUGGUUAUCAGUUGGGUUGUUCUCAUCAUGGUAUAUUACACUCUCGUACUGAACGCCUCCAAAAUGGAUGGAAAUCCAUUCCUGAAUUUCGCAUGGCAAAGCGCUAUUGAGUUACCCGCGUACUAUGUUGGUCAAAUUCUCGGCGAUCGCUUAGGACGUCGUUUCACACAAACAUUCUCAUUUUUCCUCGGCGCGCUUACGUGUAUUCCCAUUCUGUUCAUCGUGAAAAAUCCUGAACAUGCAUUUUGGACAUCUGUGCUUGCGGUGAUAGUAAAGUUCAACAUUUCCAUUACCUUUUUCGCCAUCAACUUGCAAGCGAUGGAAAUUUUUCCGACUUGCUUGCGACAAACGGGCUUUGCAAUUAUGACAGUUGUGGCAAAUACGAUGGGAUUGUUGGGACCGUACAUUGUGUAUUUGGGCACAAAUUUCGAUGUUCGUUACCCGUAUUUGAUCAUGGGCUUGAUGUGUUUAGCUGGAUCGAUUUCAGCAAUGUUCUUACCUGAAACAUUGGGUCAAAGAUUGCCCGAAACAAUGGCAGAAGCGAAAGAAUUUGGGCGAGGACAACCAUUCUGGGGCAUUCCAAAAGCUCAUGUUGAAGACGAUGACAGCGAAAUGAGCGAAAAAGUCACAGAAAAAGCUGAAAACGGAGAAAUUGAGAAACUGAAUCAAGCCAAAUUUGCCCCUUAGCACUCAGUAUUACAAAGUUGUCGUAGGUUAAGCCCAUUUUUUGCUAAUAAACUGUUAA